Molecule: messenger RNA, 1143 nt
Organism: Kickxella alabastrina
Lineage: Eukaryota; Fungi; Kickxellomycota; Kickxellomycetes; Kickxellales; Kickxellaceae
Product: Mov34-domain-containing protein
Exons: 1
Coding region: 86-991 (301 amino acids)
Biological process (GO): translational initiation
Cellular component (GO): eukaryotic translation initiation factor 3 complex, eIF3m
Molecular function (GO): translation initiation factor activity; translation initiation factor binding; metallopeptidase activity
Source: RefSeq, a predicted model, not a curated record
GCUCGCCUCGCUUUUUCAAUCCUCUUUUCAUUCAACGUUCAUUUACAUUUUUGUCCUGUCCUUUUUUUACUUUUAAAUCCAAAAAAUGUCCAUGCUCAAUCUUAAUCUGCCCACUCUGGCCAGCAGCCUGGUCAAGUCUGGCGCCACGACAACGGCUACGACCACAGCACAGCAAUGCUACGUGCACCCUGUGGUUCUAUUCUCCAUUCUGGACCACUAUCUGCGCCGCAAUGAAAACCAAGAGCGCGUAAUCGGUACCCUCAUGGGCGUCCGCAGUGACGACGGCCGCGUGGUCGAGAUCCGCAGCUGCUUCGCCGUGCCGCACUUUGAGACCAGCGACCAGGUCGAGGUAUAUGUCGAGCACCACCAGUCGAUGCUCGCCCUGCACAAGAAGGCCAGCGCGCGCGAGGAGAUCGUCGGAUGGUACUCAACGGGCAGCACGCUGAGCAAGUACGCUGCGCUUAUUCAGGACUUUUACUCGCGCGAGGCCGCCCCCUUUGGCGCCGUGCACCUGCUGAUGGACACGGAUAUGACUGAUGGCCAGUUGGGCGUCAAGUGCAUGCAGGGCUCAGCCAUUGGUGCCGGAGCGCAUCCUGAGAACUGCCUGUUCUUGCCCUUGCCCCACGAGCUGCAGUACCCAGAUGCGGAGCUUUCGGCCCUGCAGACUGCCGCUGAUAGCGUCGAGACCGAGGAGGGUGCCAGCGUGCUGGUCUCCGAUAUGGAGCAGCUGGAAAAGUCCAUUGAAGAGCUGCGUGCCAUGCUGGAGCGCGUCACCACGUAUGUGCAGGACGUGUGCACCGGAAAGUCAAAGGCAAACACUGUUAUUGGCAAGUACCUGAUGGACAUGCUCGCUGUGGUCCCCAAGGUUGACACCAAGCAGUUCUCGACCCUGUUCCAGUCGCAUCUGCAGGACAUCCUCAUGGUCGCCUACCUCACCAACCUCACCCGCGCCCAGCUCAACAUUGCUGACCGGCUCCAGCGCAUCGUCUAAAAUGUUUGCAUUUUGCUUCUUCCUGUUGACUAAUACUACUCAUUUUCGGCUCCCAAUUGAUCAACCCACUUUGCUCCUGUUUGUUUAUGUCAACCCUUUCUCUCUCUAAUGGAGGAAAAGAAAAGUCAACUCAGUAAUAUAAAAUUUUGGUU